This is a messenger RNA of Chanos chanos (milkfish), 507 nucleotides long. RefSeq names its product protein phosphatase 1 regulatory subunit 1B-like. The coding region runs from base 1 to 507 and encodes 168 amino acids. Gene Ontology annotation, cellular component: cytoplasm. The record is from RefSeq and is a predicted model, not a curated record. Gene Ontology annotation, biological process: intracellular signal transduction. The transcript is spliced from 5 exons. Gene Ontology annotation, molecular function: protein phosphatase inhibitor activity. NCBI's taxonomy places the organism in Eukaryota, Metazoa, Chordata, Actinopteri, Gonorynchiformes, Chanidae.
AUGGACCCAUUACUUCCCACAGAGAUGGAGGGAGAGAUGAAGGAGAGGAGGAAGAUUCAGUUUUCUGUUCCUUCAACAAUAUCUACACAACUUGACCCACAGCAAGUAGAGAUGAUUCGGCGCCGGAGACCAACUCCUGCCACAUUAUUUAGAGUGACAGAUCACCCUUCACCAGAGGAAGAGAACCCUAGCUACCAGUUGGCUGUUAAUGAAAAUGGAGUGCACAGACCAAAAAAAGUCAACACAGCAGUCUAUCAGCCACCAUCGCUUAAAGCAGUACAAAAGAUGGCUGAAGCUCACAUCCAAGCUCUUGCUACAUAUGUCCCUCUGGAAGGUCCUGCAGAGGGACGAGAGAGACAAGGAGGCAGCAUCUCCUUUGGAUCAGAAAAUGUGUCCAUUAACUCUGUGAACUGCAUGGUAGUGCAGUGGGUAGCGUUGCUGCCUCACCGUGAGAAGCCCUGGGUUCAAUUCAUGGUCAGCUCCAGUACCCUCCACUAUCCUAACUAG